AUAGCACCUUCCGACGCUCACUCAGCUGAACUCACAUCUUCCUUCAACAUGUCCUACAGCUGCUGCUCUGGAAACUUCUCCUCCCGCUCCUUUGGGGGCUACCAGCGCUACCCAAGCUCCGCCUGUGGCUCCUCCUACCCCAGCAACCUGGUCUACCUCACUGACCUCUGCUCUCCCAGCACCUACCAGCUGGGCUCCUCCCUCUACAGCGGCUGCCAGGAGACCUGCUGUGAGCCCACCAGCUGCCAGACGUCCUGCGCGGUGUCCAGCCCCUGCCAGACAUCCUGCUCCCGCCCGAGGGCCUCCACGCUCUGCAGUCCCUGCCAGACAACUUACUCUGGGUGUGUGGGCUCUGGGUCCAGGAGCUGCUGUUCCCUGAGCUAUGGAUCCAGAAGCGUCUGGUCUCUGGGUUGUAGAUCCAGUGGCUUCAGACCCCUGGGUUAUGGAGUCUGUGGUUUCCCUUCCCUGAGCUAUGGAUCCAGUUUCUGUCGCCCAACCUACUGGGCUUCUAGGAGCUGUCAGUCCGCGUGUUACAGGCCAACCUACAGAUCGGCCUUUUGUAGAUCGACAUGUUGA
Molecule: messenger RNA, 576 nt
Organism: Suricata suricatta (meerkat)
Lineage: Eukaryota; Metazoa; Chordata; Mammalia; Carnivora; Herpestidae
Product: keratin-associated protein 13-2-like
Exons: 1
Coding region: 49-576 (175 amino acids)
Source: RefSeq, a predicted model, not a curated record